AUGUACGCCAUAGGAAAUAAUCUUUCUAUGCACGCAGUAAAGAAAUUCAUGUCUCUCACUUGGAAUUUUGUCACCCUGCCGGAAUUAUACUAUAAUGAGGAGGGGUAUUUCCUUGUCCGAUUCAAGACACGACUGGAUAGAGAUGCGGUCUUAAUGCGAGGACCAUACACAGUAUUCAAGAAGCCUAUCUUGUUACAUGAAUGGACCCCCAAAUUUACGCUGCAAGAUGAUGUCCUACGAGUUCUCCCAAUCUGGGUGAUAUUCCCACAAUUGCCGUUAUAUUGCUGGGGGGAACAUAGCAUAGGGAAAAUUGCGAACGCCAUAGGAAAGCCGUUACUCACGGAUGAGUGUACAUCAAAGAAAUUAAGAGUUUCGUAUGCAAGGGUACUCAUUGAAGUGGACGUUACGAAGCAACUAAGAACCCACAUCACAAUCCGCGAUCCACAGGGGGAAAAGAUGUUACAACAAGUAGAGUAUGAAUGGACGCCGCCAUAUUGCACUGUGUGUAAUAAAGUUGGGCAUGUGUGCAAGCAAACAGAAGCUCAGGCUCGGAAAAAGAAGGAGGGGAAACAAGCAUGGGAACAAAAGAAACCUCAAGAAAAGCAAGCAGAACCUACUGUGAAUGUACCUAAAGGCACUGAACAACCAAAGCCUGAUCAUGUGGAAACAGAAGUACCAAAACCUACUGAAAUGGAAACAGAGGUCCCUUGGACAGUGGUUCAAAAUCGGAGCAGAGGAAAAGCACCACAGGACAUACAAGUAGAAAACAACAACAUAUUGGGGGGCUUGCAUAUAGGAGAGGGCUCUCAAUCUACUGGUGUUACAUGA
Molecule: messenger RNA, 828 nt
Organism: Vicia villosa (hairy vetch)
Lineage: Eukaryota; Viridiplantae; Streptophyta; Magnoliopsida; Fabales; Fabaceae
Exons: 1
Coding region: 1-828 (275 amino acids)
Source: RefSeq, a predicted model, not a curated record